Benincasa hispida (wax gourd) is the source of this 666-nucleotide messenger RNA. Its product is annotated as small ribosomal subunit protein uS9. Gene Ontology annotation, biological process: translation; maturation of SSU-rRNA from tricistronic rRNA transcript (SSU-rRNA, 5.8S rRNA, LSU-rRNA). Gene Ontology annotation, molecular function: RNA binding; structural constituent of ribosome. The record is from RefSeq and is a predicted model, not a curated record. Gene Ontology annotation, cellular component: ribosome; cytosolic small ribosomal subunit. NCBI's taxonomy places the organism in Eukaryota, Viridiplantae, Streptophyta, Magnoliopsida, Cucurbitales, Cucurbitaceae.
UAUUUGCAACUUUCAUUUCGAUCACGAACCCUAACAAUGGCGGCUCCAAUCGAGUCUGUGCAAUGCUUCGGCCGGAAGAAGACGGCAGUAGCUGUGACAUACUGCAAGCGCGGGCGAGGCUUGAUCAAGAUCAAUGGCUGCCCAAUCGAGCUAGUCGAACCUGAGAUCUUGCGCUUCAAGGCCUACGAACCCAUCCUCCUCCUCGGCCGCCAUCGCUUCUCCGGCGUCGACAUGCGAAUCAGAGUCAAAGGUGGAGGCCACACGUCACAGAUCUAUGCCAUCCGUCAGAGUAUCGCUAAGGCUCUCGUCGCCUUUUACCAGAAGUACGUUGACGAACAGAGCAAGAAGGAGAUCAAGGACAUUCUCGUCCGCUACGAUCGGACUUUGCUCGUCGCUGAUCCCAGACGCUGUGAGCCGAAGAAGUUUGGUGGUCGUGGAGCUCGUGCUAGAUUCCAGAAAUCAUAUCGUUGAUCCAAGAGUUUUAGGGCGUCUAUGGCGGAGACUCGCUCGUUGGUAAUAGUUAUUUUUGGGUUUUCUGUUCUAAUUACCUUCGGAGACUUGAAAUUUUUUAUCCGUUUAUGAUUAUUGUAGUAUAAGAAUUUUUGACUCGAAGUUUGAAUUUCUGAUUACUGAGAUAAUUACAAUCGAAAUGCUUUUCUGAAACAU